Molecule: messenger RNA, 3630 nt
Organism: Limulus polyphemus (Atlantic horseshoe crab)
Lineage: Eukaryota; Metazoa; Arthropoda; Merostomata; Xiphosura; Limulidae
Product: inactive tyrosine-protein kinase transmembrane receptor ROR1-like
Exons: 4
Coding region: 230-2380 (716 amino acids)
Biological process (GO): multicellular organism development; protein phosphorylation; cell surface receptor protein tyrosine kinase signaling pathway
Cellular component (GO): membrane; signaling receptor complex
Molecular function (GO): transmembrane receptor protein tyrosine kinase activity; ATP binding; protein binding
Source: RefSeq, a predicted model, not a curated record
AUGAAAAACUCGGCAUUAAAUUUUGGUUGAAAAUUAUAUAAAAAACGAUCAAUGGAGUAUGCUAGAUUCAUACACGUGUUUCCGGUUUAUCAUCGUGCCACCUUUGACAUCAGUUGCCAGAGCAACGACCUCCUACUAAGUUCACCACCCUUAGUGGGGACAGAUGGCAGUAGCAUACAUAAGGCUUUGUAGUAACCCCCUAACCACCCAUUGACAUUUAUUCUUCAUCAUGGCGUGUACCGUAGCAUUUCUCGUUUCUCUCUUUGUGGCAAUGGUUACGCCUAUUGAAUCCAACCAAACAUCAGAAACAGAUCACAGUUUGCCUCAUCUUGAUGAUAAGGAUGACAAAAGUAAUGAAGGAAUGUGCCAAGUAUACCGUAGUGCUACAUGUUCAAAGUUCCUUGCGAACAAAACGGUUUUUGUGAGUUCAAUUCACAGUCAGGGAAUAAUGGAAGAAAAAUUAGCAGCAGCGUUUUCAGUGAUUGCUUCUUCACAAGAUGUUUCUUUAGAGUGUCACAAGUAUGCUAUUCCUUCACUUUGCUACUAUGCUUUUCCACCAUGUGUUGAGAACUCGUCUGUUUCUAAGCCACGUCAGGUUUGUCGAGAUGAAUGUGAGGUGCUAGAAAACAGCAUUUGUCGACUAGAGUAUUCUAUUGCCAAACGCCAUCCACUGAUUGGCCAAAAGAAGAUUCUCCCAGCAUGUGAGGACCUGCCUCCAUUUGGUUCUGAAGCAAGCCAAACUUGUUUGAGACUUGGAGUUCCUAAUUCCAUUCAAAAAAAUGAACAGCAGACCUGUUAUGUGGGAACAGGAGAAGACUACAGAGGGGUAAUGUCUCACACCAUAUCUGGUCACGAGUGUCAACACUGGAGUCAUCAGAUCUUCUACCAUACCUCUGACUACCCGGAACUGAUUGGUGGUCACAACUUCUGCCGUAACCCAGGUGGAAUGGAGAGCCAGCCGUGGUGUUUUGUUGCAGACCAACAGGUUCGAAAGGAGAUGUGUGAAAUACCCAAAUGUGUGGAUUAUCUGUGGUUGUACAUUCUUCUUCCAAGCAUUGUCUUAGUAGCACUUAUUGGAUUGUUGCUUGGAAUUUGGUGUAUGAGGCAAAGAACAAAGUCUAAUCCAUCAGUUAUCAAGCCACCAAAGACUGUUGCUAGACCUUUGAGUCAGCAGGUGGAGAUGAAUGCAUUGUUACCAAGAGCACAGACUAGAGCAACUGAAUUUCCUAUCUCUGCCAUACAGUUUCUUCAAGAUAUAGGAGAAGGAGCAUUUGGUAAAGUUUAUCAUGGAGAAUUGAUGGGUAUACAUGGAGCUGGGAGUGUUACACCUGUUGCUAUCAAAACUUUGAAAGAAAAUGCCACACUGAAAACUAGACAGGACUUCUUAAGAGAAGCAAACCUGAUGUCAGAUUUACACCAUCCUAAUAUUGUAUGCUUACUGGGGGUUUGCACAAGAGAUGAACCUUUCUGUAUGUUGUUUGAAUUUAUGUCCCAGGGAGAUCUUCAUGAGUAUUUAAUCUUGCAUUCUCCUCAGCCAGAUGUUGGAUGCAAUGAGGAUGAAACAUGUAAUAUUCUGGAAUUAUCAGACUUCCUUCAUAUUACACGGCAGAUUGCAGGUGGAAUGGAAUAUCUUGCUGAGAAUCAUUAUGUUCACCGUGACCUGGCAGCUAGGAACUGUUUAGUCGGAGACGGCCUAGUGGUAAAAAUUUCUGAUUUUGGCCUUUCUCGGGACAUAUACUCUUCUGAUUAUUACAGAGUUCAGUCUAAAUCUUUGUUGCCUGUCAGAUGGAUGCCUCCAGAAUCCAUUUUAUAUGGAAAGUUUACUUCAGAAAGUGAUGUAUGGUCAUUUGGAGUGGUUUUGUGGGAAACCUUUAGCUUUGGGCUGCAGCCUUUCUAUGGUUAUAAUAACCAGGAAGUAAUUGACAUGAUUAGGUCAAGACAGCUCCUCUCAUGUCCAGAAGACUGCCCUCCCCAUAUUUAUGCAAUGAUGGUAGAGUGUUGGCAUGAAAACCCUUUUCGUAGACCUUCUUUUAAAGAGCUACAUGCCCGCUUAUGCUCCUGGCAAGCCAUGCACACACAGGCCUUGAGUGUAACGCAUUCAGGAAAAAAGCAUAAUGAUAAUCAUCAUGGCUGCUCAGGAAUGAAUAGUAAUACUGCUUCAACAAAUCUGAGUAGCACUAUAGCAAGACCCUUUGAUCCCCCUCCAAACUUUCAGAGAGCUAUUCCAAGCCAGAAGGUACCCUGUGGUUCUUCUUCAGAAUGUUUUUCAGUUUUACAAACAACAGGAUCAGAUACACCAAUUCUGAAGGCAGUAGAUUCUGCAGUUCAGCAUAAUCCUCAUAAAGCCACAGUAGCUCCUGAGAAAGUGACCAAUGUGUAAUGUAAUUUCCAUUAUUUUGUCGAUUACUGUACAUUUUGCUGGUCACGAUGCCAAUUCUCAGUAAAAGAACAACAAAUUAGGGUGUGUCUGCUCGAUGGUACUAUAUAUAUUUAAAUAAUUGGUGCCUUACAAGUUUUCAUUUAUUUUAUAUAUAUACCAUAGUACUUUUUAAAUUCAUUGAAAAGUGAAACAUUAAUAUCAAUGAAAUGUUUAAGAUUCAGAAUUAUCAGAUUAAAUUGUGCAAAAUAUAUUUUGUCAGAAAAGCUCUAAUUCACAUACUUAGAGAUGAUUCAUCCAUCUAAAUUUUUUUGCUAAACAAAAAUAUUUGAGAAAAGUGUGAAAUUCAUUUCUAUUAAAGAAAGAAAAAUUAAAUAUAUCAAAAAAUUAAGUGACUAGUAUUUUAAAAAUUGUUUAAAAUAGUUUGAAUGAUCUUAAACAUGUUCCUGGAUUUCUGGAAUAUUACGUUUUAAGACAAGAUUAUAUAUUUCAUGUUAUUGUUGCAUACUUAAUUCAUUAGGUUUAAAUUGAAAUUAUAUGUAAAAAAGUUUUCAUCACCAGCUUUAAUGUUAAAAUUACAUAGCUAGUUUGGGGUUUUCUCACUUUGGUUCACUGUAAAUGAAUGUUUUCUUUGUUUUCAUCACCAGCUUUAAUGUUAAAAUUACACAGCUAGUUUGGGGUUUUCUCACUUUGGUUCACUGUACAUGAAUGUUUUUUUUGCAUUAAUAUUGUAUUGUCAUGCUAUCUGUAAGAUCUGAGACAGUUAUAAAUGAGCUAAGAAAAUGUAGUCAUUUUAUUAAGGUCUCUCUACUGCUACUUUUCUUGCAGAAUCUCUAGUUUUAAAUCUUAUUUGACAUAUCACACUGGACUUGAAAUAAUAGAGAAUGUCAGAAUGUAGAAUUUUAGUGGUUCCUGUUAAUUUGGUAAGUAGUAAAAUUAUUUUUAUUACUUUAGGUCUAUUCACCACGUCUCCCAGAAUAUGUCUGAACUCUAACUUUUUUUAUUUCUCUGUUAGAAAAUGUAAAAUAAAAAUUAACAUUUUAUAAUGUACAUUAAAUGAUUUAUAAGUUAAUAAAUAUGUUUUUUCUUAUAAAAACACCUUUUGUUGGUGAUAACUUACUGCUAGUUGGCCUCCAUAUAUUUGUUAGUUCUGUAGCUUAUUAUAAAAUAGGAAAACUGUGAAAUUGAUACCAAUAUGUACACAUAGUAUCAAAUAAUAAUUCUUUUUUAUUUUAAAAAAUACUAAUUUUUAA